This is a messenger RNA of Pelobates fuscus (common spadefoot toad), 1525 nucleotides long. RefSeq names its product signal transducing adaptor family member 2 (gene STAP2). Lineage: Eukaryota; Metazoa; Chordata; Amphibia; Anura; Pelobatidae. The record is from RefSeq and is a predicted model, not a curated record. The transcript is spliced from 13 exons. The coding region runs from base 117 to 1211 and encodes 364 amino acids. Gene Ontology annotation, molecular function: signaling adaptor activity.
UUAGAACUCAUUAUUUGAGAGGGAAAUAGUCAGUAGGUCCAAAGUGUAACUCUGUCUAUCUACAACUCAAAUAAAGUUAUUCUGUGUAUACCUGAUCUGCAGUUUGGGCACCGAUCAUGUCUCGUAUAAAAAACGCAACACCAGAGCAUUACUUUGAGGAAUACCUUUACAAGAAGGAUGUAAACGAUAAGGUUUAUAAGAAGACUUGGGUCGGGCUCCUUGGGAAUUGUCUUUGCUUCUACUCGAACCAUAAGGAUUUAAGGCGCGUGGACAGUCUCAGUUUGGAGAACUUUAUAUGUUUUAAGGAGCCGACUACUUUGCCUUCCGAAUACCUCUUCUCAUUAUGCAUGACAGGUCGGGAGGUACAGUUCAAGACAGACUCCUUGGAGAGUCGGGAGAUGUGGCGGGCUUAUAUCAUCACCGUGGCGGAGCUUAAUAUUCCUCAGUCUGUGACUCUGCUCCCAGGACCCCUUCUUUCCCUAAGGGAAGCUCUUGAGAAGGAAAAGCUGAGAAGGUCACAGGAAGAUGUAGAGGAGAUGCCCAGCUGUUUUCAUAAUGUGUCACGGUCCGAAGCAGAGACCCUACUGAAGCAAUUUCCAGAGUGCGGAAGCCUGUUACUGCGCCCCGGAGGAAGUCCACAAACUGUUUCUGUUACCACUUGCCAGCGGAAUGUUGGAACCUUUGUCUUGAAACAUUAUAGAGUCACUCAGGAGCAAAACAAAUAUGUGAUCCAAGUGGAGCCACCGGUUACUUGUCCCACGCUUGCUCAAGUUGUUAAUCAUUUUAAGAAAACAACAAAAAACCUGUUGAUCCCUUUUGAGAAAGCCAAUGAAUAUGAGAACAAAAUUGGAGUUCUUGAAGUAGACGGUGAAGAUGGAGUAGCCACAGUCCGAUAUCCAACAGAAACAUCAGGUACUACUCGGAUAUCGAACAAGUGCAAUGUUCCUCCUCCCCUUCCACGUGAACCCAUACCUCAAGAAACGUAUGAGAAUCCAAAUGAUGGGUAUACAGCACAGGAAAUGAUUAGACAAGCCCCUGAAAUGACCACGAGGAGAGUUCACAUCCCUCUCCAACCUGUCAACAAAUACAAAGGACCUGAAGGGACAAGGCAUGGAGCACCCAGCUUAAACUCAGGAUUUAUCACGAGGGUGAAACGCUGCGUGGUGCCUAAUCAGCGGAAAUCUCUCAGUUUACAAGGAGAGCCACUUUGAAUCAUCCCAUCAAAUUCCCCAAAUGGAGUUCCUCUAUUGAGUGCUCAAUUAAACACAGAGGCUUGUAUAGAGAUGUAGUCAACAUAAAUAAGUAUAUGUAAUAUAUGCGUUUGCAUAAGAUACAUUUAACUUUGUUUUAAAAAAUGAAGUGACUAUUUUCUAUAAGUUACUUUUCAAGGUUACUCCAACCAUGACUACUUCUUCUCUUCUCUUACCGCCCUUUCACCCUUUCACCCACACAGAGGGAAGCCCUCCUACCUCUCAACAGCAUCCGUUAUUUUAUUUUUUUGAACCCCGCCCUGCCUCCCUUUUCC